Molecule: messenger RNA, 1674 nt
Organism: Owenia fusiformis
Lineage: Eukaryota; Metazoa; Annelida; Polychaeta; Sabellida; Oweniidae
Source: the annotation of a GenBank genome assembly
AUGGAGGAAUUCAGCAGAAAUGGCAGCCCUUGUAAACCAGACGAAAAGGCUAGGAAUGAAUGCUAUGGUGGUGUUGCCAGAAGAUUCACAAAGAUAAAAGAGAUACGUCAAAUGGACGAAAACGUUCUUUUGUUGGAUGCUGGAGACCAGUUUCUGGGGACAGUUUGGUUUCACGCAUUUGAUGGUCUCGCCAACGCACAGUUUAUGAAUAUGAUGGCAUACGAUGCAAUGAGUCUUGGGAAUCAUGAAUUUGAUGCUGAUAUAGAUGGUUUGGUUGAUUUCCUUGACAAUACCACAUUCCCCGUGUUAGCAUGCAAUGUCGAUGACAGUGAGGAACCAAGGAUGCAAGGGAAGUUUAAGAAAAGCACAGUUAUUGAAGUCCAAGGGCAGAAGAUAGGAAUUAUCGGCUAUCUCAUAUCGUCAAUGCCAGAACUCUCUCUUAAGCUGGGUAAGCUUAAAUUCCUUGAUGAAAUCGAAUCCAUACAAGCAGAAGUUGCGAAAAUGGAAGACGAAGGAAUAAAUAAGAUUAUAGCACUGGGGCAUUCUGGUUGGUCAAAGGAUCUCGAAAUUGCUGAGAAAGUCACUGGGCUUGAUGUUGUUGUUGGUGGACACAGCAAUACAUUUUUGUACAAUGGGGUAGUACCAGGGACUCCUGAAAAUGGUCGAGUCGAAGGGCCAUAUCCAACUAUAGUGACACAGGCAUCAGGAGCCAAAGUUCUGGCUGUACAGGACUAUCAACAUGGAAAAUACCUGGGUUACUUAAAGGUCUCAUUUGACGACAAUGGAGUUGUGACAUCGUGGGAUGGAAACCCUAUAUACCUCAAUGCAUCCGUUGCUGAAGAUCCAGAAAUGUUAGCAAAGAUGGCGCCGUUUGUUGAGAAAUUAGUGAAAUUCAAAAAUACGAUACUCGGUUCAACCAACGUUUUAUUAGAUGCAGACACGUUAUCUUGUAGGCGGGGUGAAUGUAACGUUGGCAACUUCUAUGCCGAUGCCUUGGUGGACAAGAAUAUAUAUCCACCGACCGAUACAGCCUGGAACAAUGUAUCUCUUGCUGUAUUGAACUCCGGAGGUAUCAGGUCUUCAACAUUCUAUCCUGGAGAUGUAACCAUGGAAACAGUACUUACUCUUUUACCGUAUCAAAACAUGGCAGAAAUGGUGGAACUAACUGGCCAGACAAUAUGGGAUAUGUUUGAGCAUUCCGCAUCACGGUAUAACCUGAACCCGACUGGGGGUGGUAUGGGGAUGUUUCUUCAAGUCUCAGGAAUCGAAAUAGUGUAUGACGUUGGGAAGCCAGUCGGUAAGAGAGUUGUGAGCAUAAAGGUCACGUGUGCAGAUUGUUUGGUACCUGCUCUUGAGACAUUAGACCUGACAAAGCAUUACAAAGUGGUGAUGCCUGACUACGUUGCUAAUGGGGGAGAUGGUUAUUCCAUGGUCCGUGAUGAUAAAAUACAGCAUUUUGCGAUAGGGGACAUUGACAGCGAUGUGCUUGAAAGAUACGUUAGAAAAAUGUCGCCUAUCACCGCUGGGGUGCAAUCACGUAUUACUAUAACCAACUCAACUGCUGAUGCAACUCCACCCCCUCCAUGCACAUCCUCAACUGUUUUAAUCUCAGGACAUUCAGUAAUACUUUGGUUUUUGUUAGGAUAUGCUAUUAUAUGUGUAUUUCAAUGUUGA